AUGUGGAUCUUCGGCUUAAUUGCAGUGAGCCUCUGGUGGAUACAAGACUUGCUGCUGCUGCCGCGCCCCAUCGCCUUUGUGGGGCUGGCCAUCAAGCUGGUGGCGCUCGCGCUGCCGCUCACCCUGCCGCCGCCUGCGCCCAUCAGGCGCUUCCUGCGCUUCUCAAUGGUGGCGGCCGGGGAGUACUUCCCUGUCAAAAUUGUGUGGGAAGGCGAUGCAGACGACUACAGCAAGGGGCCAUACGUGAUCGGCUACGAGCCGCACUCGGUGCUGCCGCAGGGCAUCUGCAUCUUCUGCCGCUACGCCUCGGACGCGUGCCUGAUCAAGAACACCCGUAUCCUCGUCUCCUCGGCAGGCUUCUGGGCCCCCUUCAUGCGGCACCUGUGGUGGUGGCUGGGCUGCCGCCCCGUGUCGCGCCACUGCUUCCAGGCGCUGCUGCGGAAGGGCAGGCUGGCGCUGGAGGCUGGCGCGCCCCUGGUGCCGGUAUUCGCCUUUGGACAGACCCAGCUCUACGACUACUGCCGCCUCUUCUUCGACUGGCCCCGCAACCUGGUGCCGCGGGCGCAGUGGGGCAGCUUUGUGCGGCGGAUCGGCUAUGUGCCGAUGCUGGUGUGGGGUUGGUGUGGGUCCUUCAUGCCCAGGCAGGUGCCCAUGUGCAUAGUGGUGGGCAGGCCCAUCCCGGUGCCCAGGAUAGAGCACCCCACGCAUGAGCAGACGGACAAGUACCUGCAGCUGUUUAUCGCCGAGAUGGAGCGGCUGUUCAGGGAGCACAAGGAGGCGGCGGGGCACGGCCACGCCACGCUGACCAUCUACUAG
Chlorella variabilis is the source of this 816-nucleotide messenger RNA. RefSeq lists its product as hypothetical. Gene Ontology annotation, biological process: triglyceride biosynthetic process. Lineage: Eukaryota; Viridiplantae; Chlorophyta; Trebouxiophyceae; Chlorellales; Chlorellaceae. The transcript has 10 exons. The record is from RefSeq and is a predicted model, not a curated record. The coding region runs from base 1 to 816 and encodes 271 amino acids. Gene Ontology annotation, cellular component: endoplasmic reticulum membrane. Gene Ontology annotation, molecular function: diacylglycerol O-acyltransferase activity.